CGGCCGCCAUUGUCCAGCGGGCGGUGAGUCGUGCGGUUCUUGUGGCGGGGACUUCUGUCGUGUUCAGGGUCGCCUCGGGCACCAGUCCUUUACCUGUCAGCCUAGGAUGGACCCCGAGGAGGAAGCGGCGGCACUGGCAAUGGCUACGGGGCCGGCGGCAGAACGGCUCCAGGAGCCGGUGACUUUCCGGGACGUGGCCGUGGACUUCACCCAGGAGGAGUGGGGGCAGCUGGGCCCGGCCCAGAGGACCCUGUACCGAGACGUGAUGCUGGAGACCUUCGGGCACCUGCUCUCUGUGGGGCCUGAGCUUCCCAAACCAGACGUCAUCUCGCAGCUGGAGCAAGGGGCUGAGCUGUGGGUGGCGGAGGGAGGACUCGCCCAGGGCUGCCAUCCAGGCCAGGAAACUGGACCGGAGGGUCGACCACCAGCCCGGGAGCAGGGCAUUCCUGAGGAGAAGGGGCGGGAAGGCUUCCUGGGGGAGGCGCCAUGUCCUGCCACGCUGGGGGAAGACUGGGAACCGGUGGGCCUGGUCAAGGGGCCCGAGCAGGACCAGGGUCAUUGGCGGCAACUCAAGGAAGCCCCGGUUCAGGACGGAAGUCUCAGGCUUGGGGAGAGCCUCGGUCUGCUCCCAGAGGUCUCCGGGUUGGAGCGUGCGUGUGUGCCGGAAUCUCGGGUUCCGAGCUCGGAGCGGAGCGCUGGCGCGGCCCGUGAGGAGACAGGCUCCCCGGGACCACAGCCGCACGACCGCAGCGAGGCUUCCGCUGCGGCGAGUCCUGUUCCGGACGCGGAGCCGGUGCGCGGCCCUGCGCCCGACAAGCCCUACAAGUGCGCGGACUGCGGGAAGUCUUUCAACCACAACGCGCACCUCACGGUGCACCGGCGCAUCCACACAGGCGAGCGGCCCUACGCCUGCAAGGAGUGCGGCAAGGCCUUCAGCCAGAACUCGUCGCUGGUGCAGCACGAGCGCAUCCACACGGGCCACAAGCCCUACAAGUGCGCCGAGUGCGGCAAGUCCUUCUGCCACAGCACGCACCUCACGGUGCACCGGCGCAUCCACACAGGCGAGAAGCCCUACGCCUGCCAGGACUGCGGGCGCGCCUUCAACCAGAACUCGUCGCUAGGCCGCCACCGGCGCACGCACACGGGCGAGAAGCCGUUCGCCUGCAGCGUGUGCGGCAAGGCCUUCUCGCGGACCACCUGCCUGUUUCUGCACCUGCGGACGCACACGGCCGAGCGGCCCUACGAGUGCAGCCGCUGCGGCAAGGGCUUCCGGCACAGCUCGUCGCUGGCGCAGCACCAGCGCAAGCACGCGGGCGACGGGCCCUACGACUGCCGCCAGAGGCUGCUCUUCGCACCCCCGCCCGCCUGGCCCGAGCCCCUGAGCCAGGGCGAGGGCCCGCCGCGCAGCGACAGGCCAUUCCGGUGCGGCCAGUGCGGCAAGGGUUUCACGCAGAGCUCGCACCUCAUCCGCCACCAGAUCACGCACACCCGGGAGCAGCCCCGGGGUCGGGGUCGGGGCUGCCGGCGCCCACAGGCUCGCAGCCGCGGCCCGCACCUCGGGCGGCGCCCGCUCGGGCCCCCGGAGGAGAGCCCCGGGGCCGGGACGAAGGCGGGGCCACCCACCAGCAGGGCGCUGGCGCUGUUUGACCUCCAUGAGAUCAUGCAGGAAAAGAACCCCGUGCGUGUUAUUGGGGUGGAAGAGCCCACCAUGGGCACAUCCGUGCUGUUUGACAUCAGGGAGUCCACGUAGGGAAGGAACGUGGCGGAUGACUGUUGAACCAGAGGUACAGAGAUGGGUCUUUUAUAUGUUGGGGGAAACAAACAACAGGAUAACCUAAAUUUUGUCCCUAUCCCAAGCCUGCCCAUCAGACCCACUGGACAAUGUGAGGGCCCUUUAUGAAUGGUGUGACUCUGUUUUGUUCUCAGAGUUUAUCUGCCCCAUCUCAAGCACAGCUUACCAUCUUGCUGGGGUCUCUGCUGACCCUCAGAAGACCUUUUUUUCAGCAGUCAAUGUCCAGGAAAACAAGACGUCUGAGAAAAUGGCUUAUUUAUAUAUGAUGCAGUACAUUGUAAUAUGACCAUUUUCAUAUCCACAAUUGGAAACGUUGCCUGGCUCAUCAUCUUUCUCUCUUCCAACUUUACUCCUGAGGAAAUCCAAGCCUUCUGAUCUUUGACUAUAUUGUUCUUGUUGUAAAGAAGAACAUUGUGUUCAAAGUGUGAUCCUUGGUAUCUCAGCAGAUAGGAUGCAAAGACUAAGGAUUUAAUCUGCCUGCUUUCUAGCCUAGAGUGAAAGAGUGAAAUGCCCAUCCCUCUGGGGUGCUCUGUUGUGUGCUCCAGUUACAGCACAGUUGCCCCUUUUGUUUGUUUGCUGUUCCCACUGUGGUUGGAUCCUAGCGAAGUUAAAUACAAAACAUAAACAUCAACAACUGGAAGGAACGAAAAUUGGCCACGGCACAGGUCAGCUUGUAGAAAUCGUUCCAGAAAAAUACCCCCCAGAAGGAGUAUUGGGUUGUCAGAGCAUCGCGUUGAGUGGAAGAAGUAUUCUGGAAGGGCACAGCGGCUGUUCUAAGCAGUGUCAGAGUGACCGACCGUCAGAGCUCACUGCUGAGAUGUGAUGGGUGAAUGUCGGGACCUGUCAGAACUUUCCCUUGUCCAGUUCUGUUUGGAUUGCCAGUAGGGUUUCCACGGUAGCAGAGCCAGGCUUGCAGCUCUUCUCCAGAGGUUCCACAGGAUGCCUUGAAGCCUUGCGUUUGUCUCUGCCCCCCGUCACUCUCUGGGCUUGUCUCGUGGACUUCUCCAUCAGCUCUCAUUAUCACAGCGCCUCUGUUGUCGUGCCUUGGCUUGCACCACCUUGCAUUUCAUUCUUAGCAAAUAACCUUCUAUUUACAUGGCUCAGAAGAGGUGUGUUUUCAGACAGGCAGUGACUCACACCUCUGUGAGGUUGGCGCUGUUUUAUGUAUAAGGAAAAUCUGGCCCGGGACAAACAUAACCUUCCCAAGGCACAGCUAGUAGUUGGAGGCAGAAUUUGAAGUCAGCACCCCGUUGACAGUGGCUUAAACAGAUCAGGCUUUGCUUGAAGGCUGUGUCUUCAGUGGCUGUGCGCCAUCAGAGGCAGUGUCUUCUCUCCCAGCCUGUCCCUCCUGGUCGCAGGGAGACCACUGCAGCCUCGGCCAAUGCACCCACCGUCAUCAGGACUGGAGGAGGGGGAAAGGCAGGCCAGUACUCAUCGCCGGUGAGGUUUCAAAGAAAAGACUCCCAGAAGCUUCCAUCCAAUACAUCCAUCUCUCUCUGGCCAAGACUGAAUCACUUAGCUUCUCUAACCUCCCUGGCUGAGACUGUACCCGAGAAAAAGCCUCUGAAGAGGUUAACGGUAGGCAGCUGCCAGCGCCUGCCGCCUUUCUCCCCAGUCUCUUUCUGGAGGAAUCUGCAGCGCUCCCCCUUUGGGUCAGGCACCACUGUCUCUUCAUCUCCUGGGUUGUCCUGCUUGCCAACCAGGCCCCCACAGUCCUCGGUCCCCCAGCAUGCUGGAGCGCUGUGCUCUCCCAGAUCCCUUCUGCCUCUCAAGGGGCCUCUUGCCCUACCCUCCUUAAUUCCUGGGGCCCUUGGGCCACUGUCCCAGAGGCGCAUCUUGGGCUCCAUGCACUCAUGAGAUGUCCCGGUCCACACCAUGGCUGUGUGCUGCUCACUCCCAGGUUCUGGUCUCCGAGCUUCGGGCUGGAACAGCAGCUGCAUGCUGCCGGAUGCCUGGCGAACUCGGGAAGCUGCCUGCCCAGAGGGAAAUGCCGCCCUCCAUCCCAAACCGGUGCCUCCUGCCCUGCUCCCUUUCUUGAGGAUUGUUGCCACCUGCCACCCCACCCCUCAAGCCGGAAGAUAGUAACAGACAUCCUGUUGAUUUUACCGCCUGAACAGCUUGGCUAUCUUCGUUCCAUUUCCUUCCCACUGCCACCACUGACGCAGGAUGACCGGGAGACGCCUGGCCACUAGUGCCCUCCACUUGUGACGGCCCCAUCGUUGGUGUGGGGGUGCAGACUCGGAAUGCUCCCACCCUAGCAUGCUCUGGCUCGGGGAGACCCUGCGGUAACUGGACAGCUCAGAAGCCAGGCCUGCGACUGCCCCAUCCCCUCUGCCGUGGCCAGCACAGUGGCAGCUGCAGAAGGGUUGUGUCUCCACAGUUCUUAGAGUGGGCACUGGGCAGGCUGAGGCUCCAGUCACCUCGUCGGUUAAGCUGGGAGCAAGCUUGUCACUGUCAGCGUUUGCUGCCCUCUCCGGCAGUGCAGCUCUUGGAAUUUUCCAUUUCUCAUUUCAGGUCACCUUUUCUAGGCAUCAUAUUCCUACUAAUUUCCUUACAGAUACUUUGAAACCAAGUUAGAUAAGAAACUCCUCAGGGGAAAUUGCUGUAAACUAGAGAAAGUAUAUGGUUUUAUCAGUUUAUCAGAGUAAUACAAAAUCUUUGUAGCAAAACCUGGAAAAUGCACAAAAGUAAAAUACACAAAAGUAUGAAGCCUUGUUUAAAAUUUAAUUCCUCAUACUUCCACCAUCCAGGGAUGCUCAUUACCUUAAGAUUUUGUUAAUUAGUAACUUUUUCUUGAAAUAUACAUGUGUGUAUACAUAGAGUGUCAGGCGAACGUGAUAACCACUACACUACGGAAACCACACUACAUGUGUGUAUACAUAGAGUGAACAUUAAAUCUUAUACACAGCAAAAAUAUGUAUAGUUAUCUUUUGUUUAGAAAGCUGUCUUGUAAUGUGCUUCUUACUAUAUUUUGAACAUUUUCCUGUGAAGAUGGACUUUUAAAUUAAUAUUCAGGAGGGUUGUAGCAGUGUGACCUCCACCCGCCAUCUUACCUAAGCUUUUGCAUUUAUCUAAAAGGGGGCAAAGGGAUUCAUACACAUUUCUGAGGGAGUAUGAAUUGAUACAGCCUCUGUGAACGUCACUUUGUUGGUUGCUAUCCAAAUUACAGCAAACUCUUUGUCCCAGCAAGCCAUUUGCUGGAAAUGAAUCCUACAGAUAUAUUUGUACCCGUACAAACUGUUCUUGUGUAGUUUUUACUAUGGUAUUGAUUUCAGAAAGUGAAAAUUUAAAAUCAGCCUUGGCGUCCACCACAUGGGACUGGCUAAGUGAUUUCUGGUGGACUGGCUGGCUUUUACACAGCCCUUGAAAUGGGGACUGUCUUUAUGAACUCUUUAUGUGGAAAAGAGCGCCAAGAUACAUUGUCUAUGAAAAGGUAUAAAACAGUUUGUAUGAUAUGUUUCCAUUUGUGUAAAGAGGAAGCCCUUGCUUACACAUACACAAACACACUGAAUCUGAAGGGUACAAGGUUACCAGACAUACUGCUUGCUCUUGGAGGGAGGGGGAAGAUGAGGAAUAAUUUUCACUCUAUAUCUUUUGAUACUUUUGGAAUUUUGAAACAUGUAAAAAUAUUACCAGUUCAAAAAAUAAAUUUAAACAAAACCUUAA
Messenger RNA from Dama dama (fallow deer), 5458 nucleotides. RefSeq names its product zinc finger protein 8 (gene ZNF8). Gene Ontology annotation, biological process: regulation of DNA-templated transcription. The record is from RefSeq and is a predicted model, not a curated record. NCBI's taxonomy places the organism in Eukaryota, Metazoa, Chordata, Mammalia, Artiodactyla, Cervidae. The coding region runs from base 107 to 1750 and encodes 547 amino acids. The transcript has 5 exons.